AUGAUCCGUCGUCAGAGUAUCCCACUGUCUUUAUUAACCAACAACCCGGUCAGCAGUAUCUUGAACAAUGGGAUGAGCUCGGAGAAUAGAGAUGGAACGGCUGGCACCCCAGCAGCAGUAGGUGGUAGUGGCGCGUCUCGCAUUAAUUCUAUUCUCAACCCUAAACCGGAAUAUCAAACUUCUGCCUUAAGAUACAGGACCAGUCCGUCCCAGGCAAUUUCAGGGGUGCAUGCAACGGCCAGGGUGCAGCACACGCCGUCGGGAGGUUUACACGGGUCAGAGUUUAGUUCGCCAACAUCGUCUUCUGAUCUGACAGACUCGGCCGAAUCUGAAGAGGACUCUGGUUCUUUUAACCGAGGGCUGAACAGAGCGAGUACAGCGGGCACAGUCAGUUCAUUAACCACGCAUGGAACAAAUGGUACAAAUACAGCGAACAGGACGAAUAUGAUGAACAGAAUGAACAGCAUGAAUAAUAGUACAUUGAGUAGCAGAAGUAGCAGCAGCAGCAACAGCAGCGGCAUCAGCAUCUCGAGCAUCACCAACAACAACAACAGCACCUCCACAUCCCUCUCGACCGCACCGGCCCCACGCCCGACUCGAGCGAAGCGAGAGGAGCAACCAGGGUCUGGGGCGGAGCCCCAGCCGCCGGAGGCACACACCCCCCACCCAGACCCGCUCUCCACUAGAGCACCCAGUGCAUCUCCCCCAGCCGGUAAACCAGCAGGAUCACACAGACGCAAGUCGUCCGUGUUCAACGGCAACAGUGAAACCGGACUGGCGAAUUAUAUCAAAGUACCUUUAAAAAAACGAACAAGAGACCAGGUCGAUGACGGAGCUGGCAACGACGAUGACACCGAGUCUCUGGAAUACCAGUACCAAUGUCUUGACUGUCUCGACCGGUUCUCGUCGACCAGCGAGCUGAGGCAACACAAGAAAAACCUGCAUCAUAUUCAGACAUACAAAUGCCGGAAAUGUGGCGAGUUGUUUCGGUCGAUUGCCGACAGACAGACCCAUAAAAACAACAAACACUUCGACACCAUCACCUGUACCAUCGAAGGCGACAAUUUCCGCGAGUUUAAACAAGGGUCUACAGUGUCUUCUAACCGAAAUGGCGCCGGCUACUUCAGCUGUCCUGUCGACUACUGUACAUUCCUCACUCGCAUCCCGGGCUACUGGUACGACCACGUCCACCACGUGGAACACCACGGCGAGAACCCGCAAAAACGCAAAAAACGAGCCAGCAUGGCUCCCUGA
Molecule: messenger RNA, 1254 nt
Organism: Sugiyamaella lignohabitans
Lineage: Eukaryota; Fungi; Ascomycota; Dipodascomycetes; Dipodascales; Trichomonascaceae
Exons: 1
Coding region: 1-1254 (417 amino acids)
Source: RefSeq, a predicted model, not a curated record